Molecule: messenger RNA, 2220 nt
Organism: Pieris rapae (cabbage white)
Lineage: Eukaryota; Metazoa; Arthropoda; Insecta; Lepidoptera; Pieridae
Gene: tkv
Product: bone morphogenetic protein receptor type-1B
Exons: 3
Coding region: 197-1651 (484 amino acids)
Biological process (GO): protein phosphorylation; BMP signaling pathway; cellular response to growth factor stimulus
Cellular component (GO): plasma membrane; signaling receptor complex
Molecular function (GO): transforming growth factor beta receptor activity, type I; SMAD binding; ATP binding
Source: RefSeq, a predicted model, not a curated record
CUCUAGUCUACUCAUUCUCACCGCAUCCGUUGCGAGUGACGCACGCGUACGCUUUUACGCGGAGCAAUUUGGUACUGCGUACGUCGUGAGUUAUACGCCGUAUAAAAAUAUAGCCGGAGACAGACGGCGCUGUCUCAAGUUAAAUUUAAAUGAUAGCGCGGACGCUUCGCCUGGAUCUUCUUGAAUUUACUCCGACAUGAGAUUAAGUCGGGGCAUCGUGUGCGAGUGCGCGGGCGCGAGUGCCUGCCCCGACGGCGCAGCCAACGGCACUUGCAGCACGCAACCUGGUGGAUACUGUUUCGUCGCCGUCGAAGAAGUCCUGGAUGAUGCCGGCCUCGUAGUGCUGGAGAGGACCGCCGGCUGCUUGCCACCUGAUGAGUCUGGGUUUAUGCAGUGUAAAAGCUCGCAAGUCCCACAUCAGCACCCUAAAGUUAUUGAAUGCUGCGAAAAGGACCUUUGUAAUCGACACCUGAGGCCGCAACUGGCAGAGCCGCCGCCCUCCGUGCCGGAGACGCCCGCCCUGCUGCCAACGCAAGCCGGCCCGCCCGUAGCCCUAGUGGCUGUCGCCCUCGGCGUCGCCUUGGUGGCCUUCCUUGCGGCCUUCUGGCUGCUGCUCCGCAAGCGCCGCGGUGGCUGCAAGAGGCCACCCUCUCCGCCAGCGCCUGCACCGCUCGUCGACGCCUCAUCCGGCUCCGGUUCUGGGCUGCCGCUGCUCGUUCAGCGCACCGUGGCCAAGCAGAUUCAAAUGGUGGAAUCCAUCGGCAAAGGCCGCUACGGCGAAGUGUGGCUCGCGCGUUGGCGAGGCGAGAAGGUGGCCGUCAAAGUGUUCUUCACCACCGAGGAGGCGUCCUGGUUCCGCGAGACCGAGAUCUACCAGACCGUGCUCAUGAGGCACGAGAACAUCCUCGGCUUCAUCGCCGCCGACAUCAAGGGCACCGGUUCGUGGACGCAGAUGUUGCUCAUCACCGACUACCACGAGAACGGCUCCCUGCACGACCACCUCCAGGCCGUGGUGCUAGAUCCGCCCGGGCUCAUGGCGAUGGCCUACUCCAUCGUCAGCGGCCUCGCCCAUCUGCACAUGGAUAUCUUCGGCACCAAGGGCAAACCGGCGAUCGCCCAUCGCGACAUCAAGAGUAAGAACAUCCUCGUGAAGCGUAACGGGCAGUGCGCCAUCGCCGACUUCGGCCUGGCCGUGCGGUACGUGGCCGAGCGGCACGAGGUGGACAUCGCGCCCAACACCAGGGUCGGCACCAGGCGCUACAUGCCACCGGAGGUGCUCGACGAGAGGCUCGACGUGGCCAACUUCGAGGCGUUCAAGAUGGCAGACAUGUACUCGCUGGGGCUGGUGCUGUGGGAGAUGUGCCGGCGCUGCGCCACGGGCGACAAGGCGCAAUAUGUGGAGCCUUACGCGCUGCCGUAUCACGAGUGGGUGCCGCCCGACCCCUCGUUCGAAGACAUGCACGCCGUCGUGGUCCAGAAGGGCGUCAGACCGCCCGUGCCCGCGCGUUGGAUGGGCGCCGAGCCCCUGGCCACGCUCACCACGCUCAUGGCCGAGUGCUGGCACGCUAACCCGCCCGUUCGGCUCACGGCGCUGCGCGUCAAGAAGACGCUGGCCAAGUACCACUCCGACCCGGCCGCCAAGCUCGUCUGACCGCGGCUCCGAGCUCCGCACUCUCUCUCCGGAAUCUCCGCGCGUCGAUUGUCUCCCGCCAGGUGAGCGGGUGGACCGAAGUCUUCCGAAAGACGUCAGACCCGCUUUGGAGACGAUUGUGAUAUUUCGACAAUAACUUUAAACUCGGUGUCGUAUUAAAGAACCUGAAUCGGAAACCGGAAGUGUUCAAGUUAGUGAGGGAUAAUUCUAAGGAUUGUACUUAAAAGGUGUUUGAGAAAAGACUUAAACUGCGUGCAGCGUGUGAGACGUUUAAUAUGAGUUUUGGGAUGCCUUCGAGUAGUAUUAUUUUGUAUUGUGGUCGCCGCGCGUUCGAUUAGACCUUGGAAAAAAGCUUUUGAAAGCUGUAUAACAGAACUCUUUUAGCUGGAAUUGUUUAAAAACUUUUAUUGUCUUCCAAACAUUCCACUGUAAAAUUUCUCGAUCACUUUCAAAGGUCCAAUCGGAGGCAGACGAAGCAUUUAAUGUACAUUGUUUUGUAUAUAUAGGUGUUAGUGUAGUAUCAAAUACAUGUUGCUAGAUAAGUUACAAUAAAAUUUAUUAUAUAGAAA